Cokeromyces recurvatus is the source of this 498-nucleotide messenger RNA. RefSeq lists its product as uncharacterized. The transcript has 4 exons. Lineage: Eukaryota; Fungi; Mucoromycota; Mucoromycetes; Mucorales; Mucoraceae. Gene Ontology annotation, cellular component: nucleus. Bases 62 to 337 code for a protein of 91 amino acids. The record is from RefSeq and is a predicted model, not a curated record. Gene Ontology annotation, molecular function: zinc ion binding; DNA-binding transcription factor activity, RNA polymerase II-specific; RNA polymerase II transcription regulatory region sequence-specific DNA binding. Gene Ontology annotation, biological process: regulation of DNA-templated transcription; cellular response to starvation.
UUUAACAUUUUUUCUUUUUCUUUUUCUUUUUUCCCUUCUUCUUUUUCACUUUAUUAUUAUCAUGUCUCAGGAAACAGCAACAAUUGAUCCAGAACAUACAACAACAACAUAUCAAAAUUAUUUUACAACUGCUUCUAAUCAUUCAAAUAACACAAAAAAAAGAGAAGAAUCAAUUCGACCUUGCAUUCACUGUCAAAAAGCACUCUUAACUUGUGAUGAAGGUCGACCUUGUCAAGGAUGUAUUAAAAGAGAUUUAUCAACAACUUGCUUUGAUGGAAUACGUAAAAAACCAAAAAUAAACUAUACAACAACAGCUAAUAACAGUAAAUGUAAAUGAGUAUAUUGUUUAUCCUAUAAUGAUUAAUUUUCAUUUUUAUAUAAUAGUUUUUUCUACUAUAAAUCCUCCAUUUACACCAGCAGAAGAUCAAUCUAUUACUGAAAACUCAAACUUUAUUUAUAAUGACGACACUUCUCAGUUGUUUAAUUUUUCAUUAACAG